This is a messenger RNA of Sebastes umbrosus (honeycomb rockfish), 626 nucleotides long. RefSeq names its product olfactory receptor 10H1-like. The coding region runs from base 33 to 443 and encodes 136 amino acids. Gene Ontology annotation, molecular function: olfactory receptor activity. Gene Ontology annotation, cellular component: membrane. Gene Ontology annotation, biological process: G protein-coupled receptor signaling pathway. The transcript has a single exon. Lineage: Eukaryota; Metazoa; Chordata; Actinopteri; Perciformes; Sebastidae. The record is from RefSeq and is a predicted model, not a curated record.
AACUUGUCUUUUACAGAACUGCAUUGUUUUGGAUGGAGAACGUAACUAUGGUAACUCCUCUCAAACAGCCUAUUGUGUUCGAGCUGGAGGGCUUCUACGUACCACGAGGCUACGGCGCCUUCCUGUUCUUCCUGGCUCUGCUUCACUACAUGGUAGUGCUGUUGGCGAAUGGCGUGGUGCUGUGCGUCAUUGUCAUGGAUAAGAAGCUGCACAGACCCAUGUUUGUAAUGGUUUGUAAUCUGGUAGUCUGUAAUCUGAUGGGCGCUACGGCGGUGGUGCCUCGCCUCAUGAUACACUUCUUGACGGGCCAGAAGAAGAUCGCCUACAUCCCGGCCAUCGCCCAGGGCUUCUUUGUGCACACGUAUGGCUUCGCAGCGCAGACAAUUCUGGUUGUGAUGGCCUAUGACAGGUAUCGAAACGCAUCAGCACAUCGAGAGAAUUAGUCCCUGAUUCAAGUCUUUCACUGUGAUGCAUAAAUGGUAGAGACUGACUGAGAAGGCAUCUCAAAUUCUCAUUUUACAGACCAGGCUGAUGUUUUUGGUGCUGUUGUUUUGUUACUGGGGUUAUAUAAAGGGUUAUCAAUGGGUUAUGGGCAUGCAGACCGGGAACAUCCCACAAGAGCUGCA